GGCUCCCUGAAAUCCCGGCAGCUAGCAAGUUUUCUUCUGAGCAAAUGCUCGUUAGCUUUAGCUCUGUGAAACUACUCUGAUUCAGACAAUCAACAGGUUGGUGUUAGAGUUUAUAUACUGUUGUUUAUUAUAUCGCAGAAGCUAGCUUGACUUGGGGUAGCAUACCUCCACACUAUUCCUAUUCGUUUCAAACUCAUCGUGCUGAGCAACGUACUAACCAGCUCAGCUUUGAUUUAAAGCCUGUGCUAAUUAGCAGUAAGUUAGCGGGGUUACUUUCGUUCCACCAAGGUUAGCGUUAGCCGGGGACCGCUGCCCUCUCGCUGGAGGGUCAGAUGUCUUUGAGCUGAAGCGGCUCUCGCACAUUAGCCGCGGUGUUCGCUGUUGCGCUCGGCUCGGCUGGGAGUCCUGUUUAAAUGUGGCGGUUUGCAUCGCUUGUGAAGUGACGACGUGGGAGGCGCAGCACGGAGUCAGCUGAAGGGAUGGGACAGCCACCCGCGGUGAUCCUCCAGCACCAGAUGAGUGGCAGGUAGUGGAGGUGCCAAAGCAGUGUGGUGCUGCUGUGCACAAUGAAGAAGAUAUUCAGCUUCACCAAGAAAAAGAAACACCCGUCUGGUACCCCUGACAGCGGUAGUGUGCUUUCUCUUGGCUAUGAACUGAAAGAGAAGGACCUCGGGAAGGUUCACAAGGCUGCCUGGACGGGGGAUGUGGCAAAGUUGAAGCAGCUUGCGAAAAAGAAUGAUAUCAAUCAACUUGACAAGGAGAACAGAACUGCACUACAUAUUGCCUGUGCCAGUGGACAUGUGGAGGUCGUACAAUUCCUUCUCGAGAGCAAAGCCAAGCUUAACCUAUGUGACAAUCAAAAUAGAUCUGCCUUAAUGAAGGCAGUGCAGGGCCAGCAUGAGCGAUGUGUGAGCAUGCUGCUGGAGAAUCAUGCCGAGCCUAACCUGGUGGACAUCAAUGGCAAUACAGCCCUACAUUUAGCUGCAAACAUCCCAUCCAUCUCCAUCGCCAUCCUGCUGCUGCAGCAUGAGGCUAACAUCAAUGCCCCAAACAAGGAGGGAUUUACCCCCCUGACUGUGGCAGUCCGUGAGGACCAUAUUGAGAUGGCUGAGUUUCUCCUCAAUGAGAGUGCUGAUGUGAAUUUACUGGACCAAGACCAAAGGUCCCCAUUAAUGAUAGCUGCUGGCAAUGGACAAAUCGGUAUGUUGCGGCUACUCUUGCGGUUCAACGCAGAUACAACACUCAAGGAUACCAAAGGAUGGUCAGCUGACGACUACGCAGGAAUGAAUGGGCAUCAUCCUUGUUCUCACCUGAUCAUUGAGCAUGGCACCCAGAGGAGCGAUGGCCCCUCCCUGUCACAUCAAGGUCUGGGCAAAAAGAAGAAGAAAAAGGCAUCGGGCAGUCCUUUCCAAGAUCUGGAAGCAGGCUUCUCUCUGGGAGGACCAGCCACUGACAAAGAUGGUUUUGAAGACAAUUCUCAGUCUGAGUCCCUAAGUCGGGUUUCAAAAAGUGCCUCUGAUGAAUGGCCUUCAUCUGAAGAUGAUGAUGAAUUGGUUUUAAACAAGAAGAAACCACAGAAAGUAAACCUAAGCAGAAUGAUUGCAUCUAAAAAGGGAGAAGCUUCUGCACUGCUUGACAGAUCCUUGAGCGGUACAGAAUCUGAUCCAGAGAGCGAGAGUAGAGUCCAGAGAAUCCCACCCCUCCAAAAAAAUGUACCAUCCAGCAACUCUCUGCAGAAACCUGUAGAUCCCACUCCCAUUUCCUUCCUUACAAAAGCACCCCAGAUGACUUCCAUCCCUCAUCCUAGCUACAGAGAGAAAGAAGAUUCCACCGAUAAUGAGGACGAUGACAAUGAGGACGAUGAUAAUGACGACAAAGAGCAGGUGGGAGAGGAUGAGGAGGAUGAGGACGAAGGAGACAUGUCAGAUGAAAAUGAUCAGCCUGCUGAAAGUGAAGAGUCUCUUGGUGCCGCUUCAACUGUUCCAGAGACAGAAAAGGAUAAGAAAAGAGACUUCCUUUCUGAGCUGGGUCUACAGAAGGGAGAAGAAGAGCAAGAUUCUUGGGACUCUGAGUCCCAUUCUGAAGACACUAAUAUGCCACAUGAGGAGAAACAAAGCUCAUUCCUCAGGCCUACUGAGCCUACUCAGCAUCAAGAAGUGACGUCCACUGCUGAUGAAGCAAAUAAAGAGACUGGAAACGAUGCUAAUGAAAAAGAACAUGAUACUAAAGAUGACAUCACCCAAAAAGAAACUGGGAAGCCAAAAUGGGAACCACUUAGUGUUCUGAGCAAACUUGAAGGCGAUAAUGACAGAAAGACAGACUUGAUGGAAGAGCUUGGUCUGGGUGACGUUGAUGAUCUUGAAGAUGCAUCAGACUGGGACUCAGCCAGUACAACCAGCAAGAGAACACUGCCAGGUCGUAAAAUGACCUCCCCUGGACUCGAUGAGUUCCCAGAAUGCAUUAAUCCAGCUUUGAAUGAGCAAGAUGAAGAUGUUACUGCAGCAGCGCCCCCGACACCUCAGAGGAGCAUCAGCCUUACACCCCAUCGACUCUUACCCCAUCCUCAACCUCGAGCAAGGAAGCUGGUGCCUCAGAAACCAGAAAGUGAAGAAGAAUCAGAUUGGGAACCAGAAAAUGUAGCACCCUCUGCUUCUACCAACACGGCCAAAAUUGACAAUCAGUGGCAAUACACAGCUGAGCAUCAGGCAGUAGUUAAACCAGAUUCUCCUGAGUUUUCAUCAAUGGCAGGAGACAGACAAGGGGAUAAAGAGCUGGACGGGCCUCAGCACAAGGAGAAAGAUGAUACAGGAGAUACAUGUGAGUUAGGUUUAAAUAAAGCAUGGCUAUCAGGCCGUGUAGGGGAAAACUGUAAUGACUUACGAGAUCAACCCAGUCCUGAAGGAGGAGGUGAAGACUGCCCUUGGGAGAAACGCUACGAGAAGCUCUGGGUAGAGGUGGAGAAACGGGAAGUAAAAUCCACCUUCAAGAACGUUGCUGGUGAAUUAAAAGAGAAGUUUGGGGAGCUGUUUCAAUCAAGAUGUUCUGCAGAAGAGGCCGCAGAAGAGGAGCAGGCCACAGCUGAAUCUACUUCUGCAGAAGAAGGGUCGAGUGAUGAAGAUGAAGGAGAAAUCAUUGUGCGCCCGGCAGCUAGAGCAAGAAGUACUGUCCUUCUCACCAUACCUGAGCAGAGGGAGUCUGGACUGGAAGACUCGCUGACAGAGUCACCUGGUAACUCUCGGUGUGAAGAUGGGAUGCAGCUCGCUCAGCCUCCGGUCAGUGACAGCAGCAUGCACCAGGAGCCAGAGUUACUCACUGAUGAUGCUCUGGAGGAGAGCAGGUCUCCUUCACCACAUCUCACCACAGCACAGAGAGAGUGCUACAGAGAUCACGCUAGCACAGCUUUUACCGACGGUCACAUUAUACGUCACAUUUAUGACUCGAAUGUUGACUCUAGCUCAUUUUUAAAGGAUGAGACCAAACAUGGGCCGUUCCACAAGCAACAUUUGGACUUGAUCUCAAAGGACCAAACUGCCGAUCUACAGGAAGCUGAGGUGAACAAUGUAGAAGAGGAUUGUGAGGAGGCCACCAAGUCUUACCCCCCCUUAAUAAGCAGGCAUUCAGCAUCUAUUCCUGGUGUCUCUGACGAAGAGCUAGAAGAGGACUUGGAGAGGUUUAAACUUGAGGUUGGUAAAGAGAUGACAAAGACUGGAGCGGAGGUACAAAAAUCCAACGCUUCCAGGGAUACUGGUGGAAUGACACAGGAAGAGGCGGAUACUGAGAAACCGGAGAGCAGGUUAGGAUCCCUGUUGAGACAAACUGGAGCAAUUCAGCUGGAACAGCAGCCUGCAGCCAACAAGAGCACCAACGAGGCACCAGAGCAAUCACAUCUCCCGCUCCAGCAGAGCCACAGUAGCAACAAACAGGAGGAACAGACUGUAGAAGAGACCUUAAAGCUGGAGCUGGUCAGAGGGGCCCGGCACAGCAGAGCCCCUCCGACCAACACCCAUGUUAACGGAGAUCCUCUCUCUGUGUUUGACGAUAGCACUUUAAGUGACGUGUCGGACGAUGAAGGAAGGUUAACCAGCAGAAAACAAAAAAAUGAGAAUGCAGAAGAAGAGCUGGCUGAAGACUUUGAUGAGCUCACUCAGUCGUCAGACACAGCAACAGACGACAUCGACUCUCCUACUUCAGGCUAUCGUCAUGCAUCUGUCCUCAUUCAAAAGCUUGACUCAGCUACUUUAGACUCGAGAAGCAUGGUGAAGCUGCAGAACAUUUUCCACGAAUAUGAGCGCUCCAUCCAAAAGGCAAGGAGUCGCCAUGGAUACCUGGCAGAUAAGGUUAGCCAGCUGGAAGUGGAAAGAACUGAGUUGAAGAGCACCCUCGAGGAAGUUAAAGAUGUUAAAUCUGCCUUGGAGCGAAAUCAGCUGGAACUGCAAACUGAAGUCACAAACCUCAAGUUUCAGCUGAAACAGGAGCAGGAGAAUCGCCGCAAUGCCACCAUGAUGUACAACACCACCAGAGAUAAGCUGAGGAGGACAGAGGAGCAGCAUCAGUUAGAGGUUCAGGAGAGACAGAAGGUAGAGCUGACUCUCAGGAACCUGGAGCUGGAGAUGAGGACACUGGUCAACAACAUGAAACAGCUUGAAGAGGACCACAGUGAGACCCAGAGACUGCUGGCUCAGGAGCGCAGUGCAAGGAUGCUGCAGGAGAACCUGCUCAACAGUCAUCUGCAUAAACAGCAGGAGAUAGAGGAGGAGAACAAGAGAAAUAUAAGCAAAAGCAACGAGGCCUUGUCUCAGCUCACUGAAGCCAGUGACAGGGAGAGGGAGCUGCUCCAGCAGAACGCUACCUUACAGGAGCAGCUGACCAUCCUUAGAACAGACCUGGAGCGUUCACAGGCCAACAGCACUCUCAAAGAGAGCCACAUUUUGGAGGAGAAUGAGGCUCUCAAGGAGCAGCUAGAAGAUUUUCGACGAGAUCUCAAACUCAACAGGGACGCCCUGACCCAAACUGUCUUCAACUGCAACAACCAGGUGACCACCCUGAAGUCUGAGUUAGCUAUGAUCACAACCCGCCUGGAAAAUGAACGACAGACUCGGGAAACUCUGGAGGUAGAGGUGGAGUCUACUCGUACCAGACUGGCGGGGGCAGUAAAGGAGGCUGAGCGUUGCCUGGCAGCUACCGCAGACACAGAGAAAGCUCUGCUCCGGGAGAAAGAGGAACAUCAGCGUCUUAAAGAAAAACUCACAGGGGAAGCUACCACUCAGCGUGAGACGGUCAGCUGCUUGUCCCAGAAGCUGGCCAAGUCAGAGGCUUGUACAAACAGCUUGGAGAAUGAAGUCCAUCGGGGCACCCUGCAGCUGACUGAGAAGGGCCUACUGCUGGAUGUCCUACAGCGGGAGAAGGACCAGGCGACUGCGCGUGUCAAGGAGCUAGAAGCAGCUCUGCAGUCUGAAAGGGAGCUGGUGAGCCGCUCCAAAGCUCGCCAAGAGGUCACACAGGAGCGGCUCGCACAAGCCCAAAGUGAGGGUAUGUUAAUGCGGCAACAGCUAGAGGAGGCCCAGAACAAAGGCGUCGCAAAGGACCGCGCUGUGACAGAUGCCCAAGAGCGCUUCAGCGACAUUCUUUCCAAGCUGCGCUCUGACUGCGAGGAGAGGGUACAACUAGUGGAGGAGAGAAAUAAGGAGCUGGCCAGUAAGGCUGCUGAUCUCCGAGAUCAGAUCUACAAGUUGGAGGAAGAGAAGAAUGAAAGAGAGACAAACCUCAGGCAGCUGCAGCAGGAGCUCGCUGACUCCCUCAAGAGGCUGUCGAUGAGCGAAGCCUCUCUGGAGGUCAACACGCGCUAUCGCAAUGACCUGGAGGAGGAGAAGACUCGGCUCUUUAAAGACAUUGACAGGCUUAAAGGAAAGUUGGAGGAGAGUGAAGACCACCACGUGCAGGCGGAGAGACGUAUUAACAGUCUGAAGAGCGGCCUCGAUGAAAGGGAAAAGGAGCUCACCACUGCUGCUCAGAAACUCCAGGAGGCGCUGUCGGCCUCAGCAGCCUCUGAUACCACCAUCAAACAGCUGGAGGAAGCUGUGCAGAGGCUGGAGAUAGAGAAUGCCAGACUGGAGGCGGCUGCAAAGCUACAGUCUAACAAAAUUGGAGUUCUUCAGAAAGGGGCCCAGGAAGCUGUCAUGGUAUCUAAUCUCUUCCAGCUGUCUGACUGCUCACCUGGAGGAGGGGUCAGAGGUCAUUUGGAGGAUUUGGUAACAAACCUCCAAAGCAGUAAGAUGACUUUGGAAGACCAACUCAAUAGAGAGGUCCAGAAGCAAAGUGUUCUGUCUCACACAGCCCAGGACUCUCAGGCUUUGUGGGAGGAGGAGCUGAAGAGUCGUUCUAAGCUAGGACUGCGCCUGGCAGAGCUCGAAAAGGAAAAAGGAGAACUGAACACUCAGAUGGAAAUAGAGAAGAAGAAAGCCAAAAAGAUAACAGAGCAGAAGAAGGCCGUUGACACUCGUCUGGAUCAAGAGAUGAAGAGAAACACAGAGCUUCAAAAAGAAAUGUACAGGCUUCGUACACUAUUGAAGACUGCUAAGAAGAAACUGCGGGACCAGGACACAGGUGGAGCAGAGUUUGGUUCUCCUAUGAGCAGUGUAAGGAUGGAGCUGGGCAGACACAGCCAGGCGGAGGGUGGCUUCGGACGAGUGAAAGAUAAGGUGGACGAUCUGCAGGUGCAGCUGGAGAAGGAAGCAACUCGUCGCAGCCAACUGGAGAAGGUGAACGGGGAGCUCAAGGACCAGCUGGCCUCCCUGAAGAGCUUCAGCCACAGUACCGACCAGCUGGAGAGGAGCAAGAGGCAGCUCGAAGAGGAGGUAUUGGACCUGAGACGCAGAAUGGAAACAGCUCACAUGGAGCAGAGCCAGGUGGAGCAGUAUCGCCGUGACACAGAGGAGAGGGCCCGUCAAGAGAUACAGCAGAAACUGGAGCAGGUCAACCUCUUCCUGCAGACCCAGGCAGCAUCCCAAGAAGCAUUAGAUCAGAUUAAAGCAACCAAUGAGGUCAACCUGCGCUCUCAGCUGGAGCAGAAGAUCCGGGAGCUGGAGGGGGAACUGGGCCGCGCCCGCAACACCCAGCAGGACAGCCUUAACCAAAGAGAUUCAACUCGCACCGAGCUAGAGCGUUACCGCCAGCUCUACGCCGAGGAGCUGCGCCUCAGCAAGUCCCUGGCUGCCAAACUAGAGAGGGCCAACAGUCGGCUCACAGAAGCCAAUUCCAAGCUGCUGAACGAGCGCAGCCGGUCUCUUUUCGCCAGCAGCAUUGCAAACGGAAGCCUUGGAAGUCCCUCGCUGGACGUGGGCGCUUUGGGUUCACCAGCAAACUACGGGGCCACACUGGGGACCCUGAACAGAAGCCUUGGCCUGGGCCUCUCCCUCCUCAGCCCUGUGGCUGAUGCACAGAACAGCAGGGUGGAGGACUAUCUGGCCAAGAUGCAGAGUGAGUUGGACAGAAACAUCUCGAAGGAAUUAAACAACGCGACAGCAGAGCUGGACGUCGGGUCUGCGCGGUUGUCCCCGGUGGGCUCCGUCUCAAGGGUGGAGCUGGACCCCUUCAGCAGGGCGACACAGCAGUACUUGGAGGUACUGAAGAAGAACAACAUGAUCUGAACACACACAUCACAGCUGCUAAACCAACUCGAACUCAGUUUUCCUAAUUCAGCCAUUAAAGCAGCAUCUUUAAGGCCAAGGCCACAACCUCGUUGCGUAACUAUUAGAAUCCAUCCUUGUAUCCUCUUUUGUGAAAGAAAUCAAACAUAAUGCACAUUGCACUAAACCACUCAGGAACAAAGGGCAUGAGUCAUAUACAUAUAUAUGAAAUAUAUGUGUGUUGCAUUAUUGAUGGGUACAAUUAGAGAGAACCUUGAAAGUAUUUGUUCCUUCUGACUAAUUCUGAUUCAUCUGUAGCUGUUUUGUUAGCAGAGAAGAUACUGUGUAUAUACAGAGUAACGGUUUGGAUUUUUGUUUGUGAAUAUUUGGUGUUUCUAAAUUUGAAUUUAUAAGUAUUUGAUGUAUGCAUCAUGAAUUUAUUUUUACCAAGAUAUUACAUUUGGUACGUGCCAUCAAAUGGUGCAAUAUUGGUCUUGGUGUUACAUUAUUAGACUCAUAGGCGCAUGGUGUUUAUGAUUCUUUUAUUUAUUCUUUUUUUUUUUUAACCAUGAUAUACUUGAAUCAGACGAGCUGGAACACUCUCCAGUUAUUCAAACAGGGUGACUGCAUUGUUCACUUGUCAUUUCAGCUUUUGCUUGGUCUGUUUUCAGGGCUAUCAAAAGUGAAAUGCACUCAUUUUCAUCCAUGAAUAUUGUAAGACUACAUAUAUUGAUAAACAUUUAUGACGCCUGUACAUUACAGAAGAUUCUAACGUUAUAAAUAAAACAGAAAAAACCCUGAA
Messenger RNA from Paralichthys olivaceus (Japanese flounder), 8427 nucleotides. Lineage: Eukaryota; Metazoa; Chordata; Actinopteri; Pleuronectiformes; Paralichthyidae. The record is from RefSeq and is a predicted model, not a curated record.